GAUUUGCUGUUCAAGAAACAGUUCUUAUUAUUAUUAGUGUUUUCUGUAUUCUUUAAUAAAUAGAAUGUUCACAAGAACAGUAUUAUUUGAACACUAAUUACUUUAGUAACAUUGUCUUAACUCAUUUUUGAUGAGUUUAAUACAUCCUUUCUGAAUUAAAGUAUGAAUUUCUUUAAAAUAAACAUCUGACCGCAAACUUUUGAAUGGUGGUGUUCAUACAAUACACCAUAGACAUGCAUUGUAAAUGGAUAAAAUCAACCCCUGCCAAACGUAAAAAUAAAAAACAACUCAAAAAUUCUUCAUAUUAUCGAAGUAACAUUUAUUGCAAAUUGCAUUUUAAAUGGUAUAACCUUCUCAUUGGACCUGGAGUCAAGAAUUGAAACCCUGAAGCCCUGGACUGUACUUGAUCUGCACUGAAGGUCAUUUUCGGUGUUCAAACCUGAAAAGAGCAGAAUUGUCUUUUUAAAUGAAUUUUAAAUAUGAAUACUGUCUCUCUACCCAAUGUUUUGAUGGUCUCUAAAACCGCUGACAUUGGCAUUUGGUUUGUGCAUGUAUUGAGUAAUAUCUCUUUAUCGUAAAACUGUUUGCUAUUUAAAAAUGCAUUACCCAAUAAUAUUUUUUUAAUCAGUAAAGGUAGAUAUAAAUAGAAUUUGUAUCUGUUUUUUUGUAAUAGUUGUCAUAGUUGUGAAAAUGAGACAAAUGCGGAAAAAAAAGCCCUGAAAAUCUUUUGAUGAGGUUUUAAGUUGUGUUUUUUUUGGCUGACUUUGAUGCGGUGUCUUUUGGGAGGCGAUAUGACUAAGCCGUGUAAAUCCCUGUCUGCUUCAGGACAAGCUGUGAGACAGAGAUGGCAUCGAGCUCUCACAGUCCAACAACGCAAACUGGGGAAGAUCACACGGACUGACAGCCUUCACUCAGGAAUGCCCUUUAGUAGCUCUAUAGUAUGACAACAACAAGACUUAUGCUAAAGAUAGCAGGGGUGAAAGCAAGUCCUCUAGCGCCGAUGGUCGUAAUGAGGAACGCAGCAAAAAGAAAAGACGCAGCGGUAGUCGUAGUCCGAGUCCGGGUCAUCGGAGGAGUAGAAGUGGGGGCCGCAAGAAGAGCCGCGAGCAACGCAGGAGCCGGAGCCGCGAGCGGAAACGUUCACGGAGCAGAGAACACAAGCGCUCGCGAUCCCGCAGCAAGGAUCGGGGCGGACGUUAUCGUGGACACAAAAUUCCCUUUAUGGGGCCGAAAUUAAAUGGUGUUCCCGGAGGGAAGACUGGCCCACAACAUUUCACCAAACACAGUCGCAGGCGCUCUAGGAGCAGAAGCCCAUUUAAGAAGGACAGAAGCCCGUUUAAGAAGGACAGAAGCCCGUUUAAGAAGGACAGAAGCCCGUUUAAGAAGGACAAAAGCCCAUUUAAGAAGGACAAAAGCCCUGUCAGGCAGCCCAUAGAUAAUCUGAGCCCAGAGGAGAGAGACGCCCGCACAGUGUUCUGCAUGCAGCUCGCUGCCAGAAUCAGACCCAGAGAUCUGGAAGAUUUCUUCUCUGCAGUGGGAAAAGUCCGUGAUGUAAGGAUGAUCUCGGAUAGGAACUCUCGGAGGUCGAAGGGCAUUGCCUACAUUGAGUUUGUGGAUGCGACAUCGGUACCGCUGGCGAUCGGCCUGACGGGGCAGAGGGUUCUGGGAGUGCCUAUCAUAGUCCAAGCUUCACAGGCUGAGAAGAACAGGGCAGCAGCCAUGGCUAGCAUGCUCCAGAGAGGUGGUGCAGGACCCAUGCGGCUGUACGUGGGCUCCCUGCACUUCAAUAUAACUGAAGACAUGCUCAGGGGCAUUUUUGAGCCAUUUGGAAAGAUUGAGGGCAUCCAGCUAAUGAUGGACACUGAGACUGGCAGGUCGAAAGGAUACGGAUUCAUAUCAUUUGCAGAUGCAGAAUGUGCUAAAAAAGCCCUGGAUCAACUAAAUGGUUUCGAGCUUGCAGGACGGCCAAUGAAGGUGGGUCAUGUUACUGAGCGUUCUGAUGCCUCAUCUGCAAGCUCCUUCCUGGACAGUGAUGAACUGGAGAGAACUGGCAUUGACUUGGGCACAACAGGUCGACUUCAGCUGAUGGCAAGACUCGCAGAAGGUACAGGACUGCAGAUUCCUGCUGCUGCUAAGCAGGCCUUACAGAUGAGUGGCUCUGUGGCAUUUGGAAAUCUCGCCAAUGCCUCAACCACACAACCUCUUAUUCCCAAUCCUGGGAUGAACCAAGCUAUGAACCUUCCAAGUCAGCCACUUGCUACACACUGCUUGCAGCUCUCCAACAUGUUCAGUCCACAAGCGGAAAACGAUCCUGGCUGGGACCUGGAGAUAAAGGAUGAUGUAAUCGAAGAGUGCAGAAAACACGGAGGCAUUGUUCACAUAUACGUCGACAAGAACUCUGCUCAAGGAAAUGUUUAUGUAAAGUGUCCAACCAUCCCAGUAGCAAUGGCUGUUGUUGGCGCCCUGCACGGCCGGUGGUUUGCAGGUAAAAUGAUCACAGCAGCCUACGUGCCUCUUCCUACGUACCACAACCUGUUUCCAGAUGCUGCCACAGCCACAGAGCCCCUGAGGCCCAUGCACCGGUGAUCCACAGAGUGACCCCUGCUGACCCCGCUUCGUCUGGAUCCAUAUGCUUACCCUGAAACCCCUUCCCAAAUGAACAGAGACAGUCCUGUCAUGGAGGGCCGUCUAAUGGAUGGAGUUAGAUUUCACAGUUGGACUAUAUUUUCAUAUUGUAUUUUAGCAGGGGUGUUGUUCUGCCGUUAGCAUCACCUUCUCUGCGUUUCGCAAGCUUCAGACCAGCUCUCAGCUGUAUGUACAGUGGUCUAUUGAUAAGUGAAAACCUGUAACACCGUCGCUCUCUCUAGAUGAGCUCUUGACUCCCGAAAACCGGGUUUUGAAGGAGGUUCUGGUGUUUUUUUGAAAGGUAUUUCUGUUUGUUUGAUUUUCCUUAUAAGGUUUCUCUUUCUCUGUUUGGUCUUCAAGUCAAAGUUUUCAUCAGUCUUUAUCUUGCCAUGACUGACAUUGUGUUGUAAACUAAUGGUUCAUUUUCCUUUGUUUCUUUAUUUUGAAGCAACAAAAGACAACCAAGAAAAAUAAAUGAGAUUUUUUUUUUCUGCAGUAUAGUUGAGCUGUUUAGCUUUCUAAAACAUCUUUGAAUUUAUAACGUUUCAUAAUCAAGAAUUGAUUUUUCUAAAAUCUUCUACUGAUUAAAUGACUUUCACAACACUGUAAAAUGAGUUCUGUCUUUGUAUUAAUGCUGUUAUUAAGGGAUAUAGACAGAGCACCUCUAGAGGGAGAUGUUAGUAUGGUUUACACUCUAGUUGAUUGAAUAAUGAAGUGUUAAAGGGAUGAUUCACAAAACUAAUGUUGUUCCAAACCUAUAUGAGCUAUUUUGAGAAAUUAUUUGUAUUUUAUUUUUUAAUCACCAAAGCUGUUUGGUUAUAGACAUUGUUAAAAAUAUCUUCUUGUGUAGAAAAGUGAAAGAAAGAUUAAAGUCAUACAGUUUCG
This is a messenger RNA of Carassius auratus (goldfish), 3510 nucleotides long. Its product is annotated as RNA-binding protein 39-like. Gene Ontology annotation, biological process: mRNA processing. Gene Ontology annotation, molecular function: RNA binding. The coding region runs from base 1222 to 2586 and encodes 454 amino acids. NCBI's taxonomy places the organism in Eukaryota, Metazoa, Chordata, Actinopteri, Cypriniformes, Cyprinidae. Gene Ontology annotation, cellular component: nucleus. The record is from RefSeq and is a predicted model, not a curated record. The transcript has 15 exons.